AGUUUUUUCUCCAACCCAGAGCUACAAGAAGACUUGGUAAAUGGCUACACAUUAAGCUCUGAAAUGAUUAUCGCUUUUACUGGAGGAUACUUUGCAUACGAUCUUCUUGAUUUGAUGGCUCAUAAUGCUUUCUCAAAUGCUUGGCCACUUUACACACACCAUCUUGUGGUACUCUUCCUGUGCUUCACGAUCCUCUCUCUCCGCCAGCUGUAUGCCACCAUAAACAUUGCUAUGAUCCUGGAGCUCAACUCUAUCUUUCUCCAUGGCAGACAGCUCCUUCUGAUGUGUGGCUUCAGUAAGCAAGAUAUGGCAUACCGGAUCAAUGCCUUCCUGAAUAUCUUCAGCUAUGUGGUCUGCCGAAUGGGCUCCAUGGGCUUCCUCUGUAUCUGGGUCAUUGUGACAGAGCAGGCUGUUCCACCAAUCAUACGCAAGACUGGACCAUACACACUAGGUGCCAUCUUUAUCAUCAACCUGGUUUUAUUCUACAGACUAAUUGCAAGUGAUUUUGGGAAGAAGAGCAGCUCUUCUUCAAAACAAGAUGUUGACAUCAUGGAUUCAUAGCAUCUAUUCACUUUAUUAUCACCAACAUGGCUUCCAUAUGUUUCACAUUAUGUUUAAGUGUGAGAAUUUAUGUAUGCAGUUUUGAUACCUCUUACCACAGUUAGUGGUGGUUGCCACAUGCAUUUUUUUUGGUUCUUCUGUUUUGUUUUUUUGUUCUUGCAAACAAUAAAGGACUGUUUGAUAGAUUGACUUUAACUUUGUCCAAGUGUGCAUUUGGGAAUGACAAUAAUUCAAGUAGUUUUGGGAGUAUACAUGUAUAUGCAGUUCAAAGGUUGAAUGUCAGCAUGGUCUUUAUUGAAAUACCUUGUUAUUGCGAUACAUUAAGAAAUGCGUGAGGGAUCAACUUUAAAUGGAUCCUGUAUCUAUGUACAUGUAUAUUGAUGGUAAAAUGAUCUAAUGAAAGUUUGAAGUCAAUAUCCUAGAGGUUGUUGUAAACCUGAAAAUUUCUCUUUCUCACUGUAACCGAAGAACUGCAUUAGAAAUCAACGUCAACUUGAACUCGUGUAAGCACAUGAAGAGUGUGAUUAGAUUUGAGGGUCACUAGGUCAUAUAUGCAAAGGUCAGAGGCUUUUACAUGUACAUGAAAUAAAAUUGUUCUUGGGAAUUCUCAUUAACUAAGGAACUGACUUCAACUUGACAUGUAUAGUGUUAUUCAGAGGUCACACAAUUGAAGGUCAAAAGUCACAGAGAUUAUUUAUUUGAAGAAAAAGAGAUAAGUUAAAGUUGUUUAUUUCUAAUAAGGCAGAGGCAAUUGCAUGUAGUCAAUUUUGUCUUCAUUUUGUCAGAGCUUCCAAUAUCGAGUCGCAAGUAUUAUUCAUUUUUUAUAUUUCAGUUCCUUUUCUGGAAGAGGCUUUUUAUGAAUACAUGUACGUGUAUGUGGUAAUAGUUUUGGGAAUAUGUUUAUAGUCUUGAUAGUGCAGUAUUCAAUCUUUCUCUGUUUAUUUUUUAUUUGUGGUUUAAGACUUGAAGUUGCUAUGUACAUGUAGAAUGUUAUACUUUUAUUUUCCUAACAUUUUUUUUCCUUCUAUGAUUAACUACUUCCAUUUUGAUUUUAUUCAUUUAAUGUUGAAUAUUCAAACUGUUUGCAGUGGUGCUCAAUUACGAUAAUGUUUUGUCUUUCCAUAAUUACAAACAUGUAUUUAUCCCACAGGUUGUAAUACCGGUAAUCAAUUUGACUUCUGAAUUUGCUUUGCAUGUACAGUAGUAUUUCCUUUGCAUUUUCAGCUUUGAGAGUAAACAUUUAAUGUUUUUAGUAGUUUAACCAUUGAUCAAUCCAAAGAAAUUUAUUAUCAGGUGUAUUUUUGAAGCAUAUUUAUCAUUGGGUGAAUUUCUACUUUUUGUAUACUGAAGAUGGAAAAUUUAAAAUGUUGGGUUUUUUUAAUAGUGAUAUACAGGUGCAUGUGCUAAUACUUCUUUAAGGAGUCUCCUAUUUAGAAUUUGUGUUUUUUUAUUCUGUUUUUGUACAUGUAUUUAUUGUAGUGAAUUUGCGAAGAAAAGAUAGUUUUUUUCAGUCUCUGUGCAAGUCAUUGUCUAAUGGCAUAUACCGAACCAUGGAACACUGCAUGGUCAACAUAUUCGUACGGAUUAAACCCCAAAGACAUUGGUUUAUUGUCCAGUUGGUAUGUGAUGUAAUGGGUUAUACAUGUAGGUCAAGUAACUUUUAGUGCCAUGGGCUAUACACAUAUACAACUGCUUUUAGAAACAUUGCAGUCAGGAUGACUUGUAAAUGAUUAAUUGAUGGCUAUUAUUGAUUAUUUUUAUAAUGAUAAUGAUAACAUAGGAUAUUUAUUUUGUACACAUAUCCUCUUUAUAAGGUGCUGAAAGCGCUCCCAUGAUCUUGCGCUAGCUAAGCUAGGCUGCUGAUUUUGAUGCUCACAGGCUGGGAAGAAUGCCCUGUCAAAGUUACUGCAGAGAUUUGUAAUCAAUCGUACAUGUAACUCUUGAGUGCACAAAAUUUCAUAUAAUUACAAAUUACAAUUGGUGUUAGAAAUAAGAUUUUUUAAUUCUUUAUGGAAAUGAUGAAUUACACUUGAGGGUAUGAAUUUCUUUUUUUACAACCAAUCAUGAUCUUUGAUUAAAUCAAUAAAGAUUAAAUAAUUGAAAGAUCUCUAUUUUUGUAUUUGGAUAAAAAAGUUAAAAGAAAAAAUGUAUUUUACAAUGUGUUUAAUAAUGUCUGCCAUAAUGUAUUCCAUUAUUUAUACAAUCAUGCAUAUAUUCAAUUCACAAUGCUAAGUUUGUGUGUCUUUGCAAAAUCCAAUUCUGAAGAUAUUUUGAAUAAAAUAUUUGUGAGAAAUUUGUAUGAGAGGAACUAAUCAUGUAUCUUAAUACGGCAAAUGAUCGUCAAGAUGAAACUGAAAAUCCAUAUUUCAUUUUUUUAAUAGAAAAUCUGAAAUAGGCAUACUCAUUUUGCCCAAUUGAUUGUGGGCUGCUGAUUUUGAUGCUCACAGGCAGGGAAGAAUGCCCUGUCAAAGAUUGUGGGCCCGGCAACCACUGUAAAAUGCCAGAUCGACAUUGACCAUAUAUAUAUGGAAGUUUAAUGGUAGUAGGGUAAGAGGAAAAUCUUUAAAGAAUCAUCUGGAAUAUUUGAGAAAUUUAUUUCAAUUUGUAAAAGAGUAUCAAGUUUAAAUACCACUGAGUUGUAUGAGCAAUAGGUAGGUGUCUUUGAAAUGAACUCAUGUACCACCGAGGAAUAAAAAUGAUGCUGAAAAUUUCUCUGAAAAGUGAGUAGCCAUAUAUCCGUAACCAUUUUUUUGUUCUGUCAACUAUCCAAAGUCUUUCUAUACAACAGGGUUGUACAUUACUAUUCCUCAUACCACAAGGCAAUUUAAGUAUCUUUACGCAUGUCUAACACAAAGCAAGGCAGUUUGUAAACUAAUUAUUUCUUUCAAUGCAUUAAUGCUCUUUCGUGUUACUAAGUUUUUGUUUUUCUAUUGGUUUUAUUAAGUAUUUAUUAAUACAUUUUUUUAUGUAUGCAUGAAGAGAGUCUCAUAAUACCCCACUCUCAUCAGCCAUGAUUUAUACUUCUUUGUGGAGGAAAGGACGUUGGGGUAAACUACUACAAGGUACAAUUCUCUUUCAUGUAUUCUUGUAAUUUUCUUAACCCAGUAACAAGUGAAUUCUCUAAUUCCUCUAAGUCCUCUUUUACAUAUACGUAGUAGGUGGUCUGGGGCGGACGUCGGAGGCAGCUUGACCUAUGUGUAACACCCUCCUUAUUCAAAAGCAAGACUGAUGCUGGCUCGGACUGAAUCCACCUUAAGAAGUGGUUUGAAGGCGGCAUUAGUCCUGCCUCAAUCCUGUAAAUGGUACGUGUAACACCCCAAUUUCAGACCGGCUAAAACGGUUUUAAAAGCAGAAGUGGUGUUAUAGCGAACUGUGCAAAAACAGUGCACGAUGUUUAUGAAAAGCCGGGUGACACGUGUCACAUGAAUAGGUGACAUGGAGCUGGCCCUAGUAUAGACACACAAUUUUGGCCUCAGGCCAUUUGUAACAGAGCAUAAUGAGCCCAUGUGUCCAUAAUACCUCUGAAAGUUAUAUCAUCUACAUUAAUAUAAAAGCAUUAUUGCUUUUUCUUAAGUUUCCAUUUAAACAAUCUUUAACAAGGUUUUAAUUUUUUCGUAUUUAUAUUUUUGUGAAUGUCCCUGAUGAUAUGUAACUCACGUUAAGAACCGAAAUAUAACAUUUUUAUGGGGCUGUACUUGCACUGCCGCAUUUUAUGCUUGUGAAUAAAAUAAGUUCUUAAUCAUCUCUCUGAAUCCUUGACAAAAUGCAGGUAUGGAAUUAGCUGAAGGUUAUACAAAACAAAGAAAAAAUGCCUUUUGGCUUUUAUAAUCAUGGCCAUAUUGCAAUUGAUUGCCAUUUAUAUCAUUUUUAAGCCCAAGAACUUACAACCUGCCAAUAUCUAAUUUGUUUUUUCUCUCGCUCUCUCUCUCUCUCUCUCUACCUCUCCCCUUCUCUCUCUUACUGUGAUAGACUGCUAGGUUUUUUUUGUCACAUUGUCAGUCUGAUGUUUUAAAAUGUUAUGGAUUAUGUUUGUGAUAAAAAAUCAUAUGUGAAGGAAUUUACAUGGUGUUUCAAUAUAUGUAUUAUGAGGGUAUUGGGAUAUAUUUCUUAUCUUCAAAAAUAUAAACUGUAAAUUGUAAAACCUUUACUUCUUUACUUAAAAACAAAGCUAAAAUCACAAUUUUGGGCUCUGCCAUUUCUCCAGAUCAGCUCACAACUAAGUAUGGCAUUUUAUAUGUUCUACAUCUUAUAAUCUAGCUUGAGGCUGGAGCUUUUGUCUUUUCUGUUACACUAAACAUAGUAUAUGUAAUAACCACUGCCUCCGUCUCAUACAAAGUAUACAUCUAGCAGAUUUUAGUGAUCAUAUUUCAAAUAGUGAAUUUUCUCAUUUUGUGUUAUACAUAUUGUGAUGGGUGACAUUUCUGCCAUCAUGGCCAUUGACUCAUUGGUGAUCAACAAGGGCAAAAUAGUAUACCUGUACAUUGAUAAUGUUUACAUAAUUUCAUUGCAUAAAGCAAUGUUAUUUAUUUCUAUGUUCAGACAUAUCACAGAGGCUUAUCAAAUAUCAUGUUUUUAUUGCAUUUCAGAGGUCAUUUGACAAGACCUUGUUCAGUAUAUGAGUGGAAUAUUGGCCAGCUUUAUGUAGGAUGGUUUCAUAAGUACUGCCCUCUUGCUUCAAAAAAAAAAUGGAGUGUUUCAUAAAUAUAUAGUUAUGAAUGAUUUCACAGAUAACUGAAAUAUGGCAAGCCAAAUGUGAUAUUUUGUCACUUCAAAUUAUAAUGUUGACCAUGUAAAUGAAUUGGCAGGUUAUCUACUGUGUUGCGAUCAUAUAUAAAGUCAUUCUCCUACAAAUAAACCUUGUGAUACACCCCAUGAAUUUAGUCAUAAACAACUGAAUUGAAUUGUGAUUAUCCUCAUAAUGUCGAUACAAGAAGAAUUGUAUUUAUAUAUUGUGUUUAUGAAAAAAUUGAGUGUGAGUUGAAAUGAAAAUUAGGGCACAGGAUAUGUAGUCUUUACUGUCUCAUAAAUCAUUUCAUCUUGAUUUGAACCGCCUUUUGCCUGUAGUUCAUGUUGUUUAGUUAAUUUUUUAGUGAUGCAAAUUUUAUUUGCUACUUUAUUACAAUGUCAAGAAGGUUUGAUGUUGACUAUCAUUUUAUAUGUUAGAUGUAAAAUCUAUUUAUUUGAAUUCUUUAUUGAUAGAAGCAGCUGCAUUGUGCUUCCUCUUAAACAUAGACCUUGAAUAUUAGUGGCUGUAUAUUAUUUCUUUUUAUAUUUAUUUAUUGUCUUCCAUACCAAGGAAGUCUUUGGGAUAUCUCCAUAUAUAACCCUUGUCACAUUUUUUGAAUGGAUAAAAUCCAUUUUGUAUUUUUAUCAUAUAUAGUGAAAUUUGGAAAUAAAACUACACACAUGUAGUUUUAUUAUCAUUUUUCUUCAUCAAAUUCAGCACUGCUGCCAAAAAAUUGUGUAACCGCCAGAGGUGUUCCACUUUUACUUUUUUUAAACUCGAUUUGAAAGACAAAAUAAAAAAUUCGGAAGUUUCUCUUCUUUCUGAUGUGUCUAUUUUGAAUUAGUAAGUGGGUAAUAGUUGAUAUUGGCUUGUAAUGACAUUUGAAUGAAAAUAUUAUUUCAUUGUACUGCAAUUAAUUUUUAAGGACAACUUAUGUGAGCUCAUUAAUUUCCUACGAAGGCUGUUCUACAUGAUUGUUUCAUUCAAGUAAACAUCAAAUGGUUCUCAUGUGUUACAGGUGAUGAUAAUAAGAGCUAUUUGUUUGACAAAUUCUUACUUUUACAGUAUGUUUCAGCUUAAUGUUGCUUUAAUAGUCUAUUUUAUAAUGACAAUGCUCUAGUCCCAGUACGAUGUGCAGUAAACACUGUUCUGACGUAGCCCAUCUUGUAUGAAUUUUUGUUUUAGCAAUGGUUGUACUGUAAAGUUGUUACUUGAUUUGGUUGUGGUAACCCUUGUUAUGAUAUGUUGAUUAAGUUUGGUUGUGUUUUCUAAGUACCAGUAGGUCUCAAUCUUACAAGGUCAUAUCUUUUUCUACCAAGCAAUUAUCGAUUGUAAACUCUUGAACAUAUUUAUUAUAUAAAUUUGCUCUUUUGGAUGAUGAAGCAGAGGAAACGCAAAAUCAAGUUUGUUAAUGAAUUUUUUCAACUCAUAUUUCUUGCUGAAAGCCUUUAGAGCAUUUAAGUUUUGAUUUGGCAUAUGAAUGCAUGAUUUUGUUUAAGUGCACAUGGAAGUGGAUUUUAUUUUACUAGAUUAUCGAAUUUUUUAAAACAAAUCGACUCUUGUGUCGUGAUGCACAUUAUUACAUGAUGAAGUUAAGGGUGCACAAUAUUUUUUUAUAUUGUAAUAUUUUAUGAUGAUCACUUUUGUAGAUAAUUGAUAAAGAAAAUGGAGAUGUUAUUGAAAGUAAAGUGCAUGUACUGUUUGAU
Molecule: messenger RNA, 6993 nt
Organism: Lytechinus pictus (painted urchin)
Lineage: Eukaryota; Metazoa; Echinodermata; Echinoidea; Temnopleuroida; Toxopneustidae
Product: TLC domain-containing protein 2-like
Exons: 3
Coding region: 64-561 (165 amino acids)
Biological process (GO): plasma membrane organization; membrane assembly; regulation of membrane lipid distribution
Cellular component (GO): plasma membrane
Source: RefSeq, a predicted model, not a curated record